UUCAAGGUAAGAGACAUUGCAGGAGCUGGUCUCGAAGGUUGCUGCUUUCUGGGGAAGCGGCACCCACGCGAUUGGUGGAAAGAGAAGCGGAUCCCAGGGGAGAAGCGGUCCCGCCUUCUUCCUCCGGGCUGGAAGCCUCGUGCGAGGAGGACGCGGCAGGUGGCCUCCGGAUUGGCAAAACUAGAAAUGUCAAACGCAAAACAAAAAAGAAGGGGCAAAAAAAUGAAAAAUCAACCUGCUAGUGUGACCUAUCCUUUUGAUGCUGGGCCAAGUCACAAUGAAGCAUAUUUUUGGAAUGGAGGCGAAAGAACUCCUCAGCGGAAGAAACAAGAGUUGCAUUUUGAAACUUCACAACAAGGCUUCUAUCAAAAAGUUUCCCAUGAAAUGCCAAAAUGCAUAACGGUGUCUCCUUUUGUACAAGCUCGAGCUGCUGAAAUAAAAGCUAUGUUGAAGGCUGUUAAACAGAAGUCGUCCAAUACUUUGGUGUUUCAGUCCUUGCCUAGACAUAUGAGGAGGCGAGCUAUGAGUCAUAAUGUUAAACGUUUGCCACGACGUCUCCGUGAACUUGCCAGAAUAGAAGCAGAGAAACCUGAACAUCAGAAAAAAGCGCUUCCAAAGAGCAAGUGCCGUAAAGCCAGGCGCCGCCAUACAAACUUGGUGCUAGAGUUCAACCGCAGGCAGAAGAAGAACAUUUGGCUGGAAACACACAUCUGGCAUGCCAAGCGGUUUCACAUGGUGAAGAAAUGGGGAUACUGCUUAGGAGACAAGCCCACAAUGAAGAGUUAUAGAGCCUGUUACCGAGCCAUGACACAACAUUGCCUCCUUCAGGAUUUAUCAUACUACUGUUGUCUGGAGUUGAUUGGAAAAGAAGAGACACUUUUAACAGCCCUUGCUCAAAUGUGCAAUGUAGACACAGGGCCAACAUUUGCAGCUAUUUCUUGCCUAUCUGGAAAGCGUCAAGGUUCCCUUGUGUUAUACCAAAAGGAUCGGUAUCCUCAGGGUACGCUUGGUCCAGUUACUUUCCUUUGGAAACCCAGACAUGGGUCUGGUGAGACUUCUGAAAACAGGCAACUAUGGAUAUGGACACACCCAGCUUUUAAGCAGAGCAUCCUUGCUGAAUUAAAAUCAGUCUUCCAGUGUUCUGAGUCUGUGGAAACCUGUAACCCUGAACCGGUGGUUACUUUUUCACAAGAGGAAGAUAAAAUGAACAUUCCUGAACAUGUUGGCCAGAAACGAAAAAGGAAAAAUAAAGCAGGAGAAACAGUUGUCCCAGUGAAAAAGAUUAUUGGUGAUGGAACCAGAGAGCUAAACCAACCAUAUUGCUGGUCAUCACAAACUACUGGAGUUACCAUAAGUGACUUGACAAUGGAGAUUCUCCGAUAUCGUUUGAUAGGUCCCCUCUCACAUUGCGUCCUCACAGAGGCACUCAAAGUUGCAUUUGUUCAUACAGACCUGGAUCCUACAGAUCCUGAAAUCAACAGUUGGUGGGUAGAAAAUUGCAAAAAUCCUGACUGGGUAUCUCACCAUUAUCGUCAAGAGUCCAACUUUGAAACGAUGCAAGGUUUAGCUUCCUCAGACAUUCCAUCAGGUACUGUACUGGGUUUGACUGUUGGGGAUCCUCGAGUGAAUUUACCAAAAAAGAGAUUGAAAGCCAUGCCAAAUCCAGCAAAAUAUCAAGAAGAUAAAGUUAAACAACUGAUGUUAGAAGGUGUAUCUGAAGAAUGUGCUCAGAGCUUUCUUUGGGACGCUAAUGUCCGUAAGAGCGUCACAGACCAUAAAAUGUCAGAACAGGAUUUGAAUCAUCUGAGAAGUAAACUUUUGGUACCAGGAUCACAUCUUGAUUUGGGUCUGCGAGAAUCCAAGAUUCCUAUACUUCUGGUUCAACAGCCUGGAAAAUUGCUUGGAGAUGAUCGAUUGGGAUGGGGAAGUGGCUGGGAUAUUUACCUGCCCAAAGGUUGGGGCAUGGCCUUCUGGCUGCCUUUUAUAUAUCAAGGUGCAAGAGUCGGUGGCUUACAAGAAGGUUUGAAGCACUCCCUGUAUAAGGGGACACCCCAUGUUCCUCAUGAUUAUCCAGACUGUCCUGCUGGUAGCCAGUUUGCAAAAGAACUAGAGGAGAAUCUCCUUGAGAAGUUUAAAAGGCGGCCUCCUGCAAAAAGAGCCAAUUAUAUUAAACAUGGGACAUUGGCGCCAUUCCUCUGUCCAUGGGAUAAACUCACACAGGAUUGGGAGACCAGAUACAAAGUCCAUAUGGAGUCCACGCAGCUAUCAGCUUUGGACAGGGAAGACUGUGUGUCUGAAGAACACGUCCUUAGUGGUCACAGCUCUACAACAAGUGCGGUAGAUGCGCCAGCAAGCAAAGCAGACCAGCAAAUAGAAACAUGCUGUCAAAUUAUGCAGAUAGAAAAUGAGGAAAAAGUAAUAGAUCCAUGCAAAACAGAUGAAGCCAUUUCAAGUCAAGCCUUCUGUAUUCUCAGGACCAGAAAAUUAUUAAGGCAAAUAUCAUUUUGGUGUCAGCCUACAUCUGGCAAAAGGCGGUACCGACAGCAUCAUACUUCCAAGAUGAAUGAGAAAGAACUGGCUGAAGAUACCAUAAUGUGUACUAAUCAACAUUAUCCCAGGGCCCUAGUAUGGGUGAGCUUGUACCUUCUCAGAAAAGGAAAUCCCGAAUUGCACACAAUGAUUUGCAUUCCAGAAAAGGAUGACUUGCUUCAGCUCGACAAAGACCAGCGUUUUUGUGGCCCUCAGGAACCUAAGCACAAGGACCAAUUUAAAAACAAGCUCUCGAAACGAAAGGGAAGAAGAAAGCAAGCAAAUGAUGGGAAGGUAACAGAAAAGAGUGCCUUGAAACCCAUGAAUGCAAUAGCAGACAUACAGGGAGUUUUGGGGUUGUGGCCUCACCCUCUACCAGAUGUUGUAUCUCACUGCUCCAGAGUUCUCUUAGGCUUUGUCACUCAAGGGGACUUCUCAUUGGCCUCUGGCUGUGGCGAAGCUCUUGGCUUUGUAAGUCUGACAGGUUUGCUGCAAAUGUUGAUCGAUCAGCCGGCAGACAAGAAGGGGCUUGUACUGUUGAGAAAUCCAGAUUCAUUACAGUACAGAUUUGCUAGGCUUAGUGUUGAAGUUUAAUUUGCCUUGAACUUCAAUAUAACAUUUAAGGGUACUAAAGAAAAACGUGCAGUAAACACACACAGUUUCCCUUAUUUAAACUCAAGCCUUCCAAAAACGAAUGCCAUCUUUGUUUAUAUGUAACACGAAACAGGCUUUAAAAACCUGUGUUCAUGGUUGAUUCAAGUACCCAUUUCCAUUAUUCAGGGGGAUAUAAAUUUUCUGAAAAUGUAUACAUACAUUUAAAAGUUGCUUUAAAAGCAACUGGCAUUCGCUGCAUGUUUAAACAAGGAGUUCCUCCCCAUUGCCUGAAACUGCUAGCCUUGACACUUCAAAUAAUAUCCUUUUGAAUAUAUUGCUAGAGCUGGAAAUGGAUUAUGGACUCCACGUAGGAGCAUUCUACCUGAAAAUAGCACGAUGGUACAAUAUUACUUUCCAUGAAUCUGACACCACAUUGAAUGAAACCCAAAUUAAUAAAGCUAUAGACUGCUAACUGCAUGAAGGAUUGGGCUACCCAUUUUAGCCUUGGCUGUUCUGAGGAAAUUAUACUUAUGUAGUUAUUUUCUCCUCUGGAGAAAUCUUCACAAUGUUCAAGAGAAGGUAAUUUGCCUUCUCAUUCAAACUGUGCUGUUUUUCAUGAUUGGAAGGUGGAAUUGCAUUUACUUUGCCUCAAAAGCAUGCUGUUUUGAUGGUAAUGAGAAGUACCAUUCACCAGUCAGUAUAUUAGAAUGUUUUAAAGGCAAUAAACAUUCUUACAACAGAAGAUUUGUGUUUGUGUUUGUGCCUGUGUCUAAAUGCGGUAUAUUUGAAUUUUCACGUGAAGAUAAAUUGUGAAAUUUUUCUCUUCCCUCCCAGGAUGGCUGUGUUACUUGGUAUAGAAACAUUUGAAUUCCUUAUGUGAUUUCAAAUUGCUGAAUUCAGAUCUUAAAUAAUAUUUGAGUUUUUAUUUAAGAUGUAGUAGAAUUACUAAUAACAUGCAUGUAUGUCUGAAGAUUUGAAUCAAACCAUAAUGGAAAAUAUAUAGUAGUGGCACUGUCACGUUUUAACUGCCAAAAAGAAUGAAAUAAACCCUUCUAUGAUGUUGGGAAUUUAAGUCGUA
Molecule: messenger RNA, 4201 nt
Organism: Ahaetulla prasina
Lineage: Eukaryota; Metazoa; Chordata; Lepidosauria; Squamata; Colubridae
Gene: POP1
Product: POP1 homolog, ribonuclease P/MRP subunit
Exons: 16
Coding region: 187-3123 (978 amino acids)
Biological process (GO): tRNA 5'-leader removal
Cellular component (GO): nucleolar ribonuclease P complex; ribonuclease MRP complex
Source: RefSeq, a predicted model, not a curated record